GGAUGCUGCAUACUCAGAAGUCAGUUGACUUGGGGUCUUUGCUCUGUAGAGAAAUUGAAUUGUGAUGGAGUUACCAGAAAUGCCAUCCUCAUUUAGAUAGAUGUAUCACAUACACAUAGACAAUGAUGGUAUAGUAAAUUCCACUAGUGGCUACGUGCAUCACUUAGACAAUAGUCCAAGAUUGCUCCUCAUGAUCCAGCGCACUUGCUAUAAAUCAAGCACAUCCCAGUUCCUUCCAUUGUCCCAAACCCUCAAUAUUCAGAGAAUUACAAUCCCAGCGACUACAAUAUGUAUCCUCUAAAUCUCAAAGACAUGCCCACAACAGCAUCGUCCAUGUUCUCGGCCUAUGCCUCCUUCGCCGCAUUCAUCAUGUUGGUCAAGUCCAUGGCGGACCAACUCAUGUCACUCAUCCCCCCUCAACUCCGCUCAUACUUGUACUCAAUCCUCCUCCACUUCUACACCCCUCACUCCUCUGACCUAACUCUCAUCGUGGACGAGAAGUGUGGCUACAUGAUAAACCAAGUCUAUGAAUCCGCUGAGGUGUACCUCAAGACCAAGAUCAGCCCACUCAACGAGCGUCUUCGAGUGAGCAGAACACCCGGACAGAAAACUCUCAGCAUUAACAUCGACAGAGACGAAGAAAUCAUGGACACAUUCAACGACAUCACACUGAAGUGGUGUUAUGUGUGCACUGAAGCAGAAAAAAGUGGUGACAAGGAAAAGCGUAAAUUUGAGCUGACUGUCCAGAAGAAACACAAGACCGAGGUGACGGACUCAUACCUGCCCUAUGUGUUGGCUCGGGCUGAUGCACUUAGACAAGAGGAAAAGGUCCUGAAGCUUACUUCCGAAAAUUCGGAUAAUUCAAUAGAUCUUGAGCACCCUUCAACUUUCGACACAUUGGCUAUAGCACCUGAGAUCAAGAAAAUGAUUAUCGAAGAUUUGGAUAGGUUCUUGAGGAGGAAGGAGUUUUAUAAGAAGGUUGGCAAGGCUUGGAAAAGGGGGUAUUUGCUUUAUGGUCCACCUGGUACUGGAAAAUCAAGCUUGAUUGCAGCCAUGGCCAAUUAUCUCCAGUUUGAUAUUUAUGAUGUGGAGCUUUCGAGUGUUUAUAGCAACUCGGAUUUGAGGUCGAUUAUGCUGUCUACAUCCAAUCGUUCUAUUUUAGUCAUUGAAGAUAUUGAUUGCACUGUGGAAGCACAAAACCGGGAAGAUAAGAGAAGUGAACAAUCUGACACCAACUUUACACUCUCGGGACUACUGAACUUCAUAGAUGGUAUGUGGUCAAGCUGCGCUGAUGGAAGAAUUAUUGUGUUCACAACCAACCACAAGGACAAACUAGACCCUGCAUUGUUGCGUCCUGGUCGAAUGGAUGUGCACAUUCAUAUGUCGUAUUGCACUGUGAGUGGGUUCAGGAUUUUGGCCUCUAACUACCUGGACAUUCAUGAGAGCAACCCUCAUCGCCUCUGCGGAGAAAUUGAAGGGUUGAUAGAGCGCAUUGAGGUGACCCCUGCAGAGAUUGCUGAGGAGCUAAUGAAGAGUGAUGAUGCUGAUGUUGCUCUUGAAGGACUUGUUAAUUUCCUCAAAAGAAAGGAGGUGGAGGUUGCGAGCAAUAGUACAAGGGAUGAAGGGACUAAAAAAGCUGAAAUUGAAGCAACAAAUUAAGACGCAGGAAAAGAGGCGCUGAAUAAAUUGUAUCUAAUCCUACAUUAGGUGCUGUUUCCUUUUUUGUUAUGACUACUGUAAUCUUUCUGAUAAAAUAACUCACGUAAUUUGAUUUCUAAACUUAUGAAUGCAAGCUCAAGAAGAGUUGAUUACCUGAA
Rosa chinensis is the source of this 1817-nucleotide messenger RNA. Its product is annotated as AAA-ATPase At2g18193. The transcript is spliced from 2 exons. Lineage: Eukaryota; Viridiplantae; Streptophyta; Magnoliopsida; Rosales; Rosaceae. The coding region runs from base 289 to 1659 and encodes 456 amino acids. Gene Ontology annotation, molecular function: ATP hydrolysis activity; ATP binding. The record is from RefSeq and is a predicted model, not a curated record.